AUGGCGAAGGUGACCUCCAUGAGCAGGGAGCACGUUCUGGCCACAUCCACCCGCACCCCAUCUACACCCAGCACCAGGCCCGGAGCAAUCAUCCACGGACGCUCGAGCGCCCCCAGCCGGCGGGACGGACCUCUGGGAUUGGGAGAUGCUACCCACCCACCACCAGCCGUCCCCGAACGCUGCGCGGCCGCCCCCGCUGGCGCAUACGGAAUCUCGGUCGUCUUCUUUGGGCUCGCCGGUACCGCCCUCGGCUUACUAUGCGCCCGGUUCGCAUUCAAAUUCGCAUCCCAACUCGCCCAGCGCGGCUCAUCCGCGAUCACCCUCACCAUCCGCCUUCAGCGCCGCGUCGACUUCGAAACAGGAAGAGCGUCUCCGCAGAAAAGAGGAGAAGCGGUUACUCGAGGAGGAGGCACGGAGGAUACAGGAAGAAGAGGUUCGCAGGAGGGCACCAAAUCCCGGCAGCGGGCGCAGAGCCGUGGGCCUUCUCGCAGCACUAGGCCCCUCGUCUCAAUCGCCAAGCCGCGGGUUAUCCCCUAA
Punctularia strigosozonata HHB-11173 SS5 is the source of this 537-nucleotide messenger RNA. RefSeq lists its product as uncharacterized. Bases 1 to 537 code for a protein of 178 amino acids. The transcript has 3 exons. Lineage: Eukaryota; Fungi; Basidiomycota; Agaricomycetes; Corticiales; Punctulariaceae. The record is from RefSeq and is a predicted model, not a curated record.